Chelmon rostratus (copperband butterflyfish) is the source of this 1554-nucleotide messenger RNA. Its product is annotated as guanylate cyclase soluble subunit beta-2-like. Lineage: Eukaryota; Metazoa; Chordata; Actinopteri; Chaetodontiformes; Chaetodontidae. The record is from RefSeq and is a predicted model, not a curated record. Gene Ontology annotation, cellular component: guanylate cyclase complex, soluble. The transcript has 9 exons. Gene Ontology annotation, molecular function: guanylate cyclase activity. Gene Ontology annotation, biological process: response to oxygen levels; cGMP biosynthetic process. The coding region runs from base 1 to 1554 and encodes 517 amino acids.
AUGGAAAGAUUUCUCGGUAAAUGGGGACCUCUGGUGGUGGUAGAGGGUCUGGUGGUGCACCAGGCAGGGGUGAACCUCCAGAGAAUCGUCCCUGCGCUCCAGACUGUGAGCAUCCAUCUGGACCUUUACUUCAGCAUUGUGCAUCCUGAAGUCACCUUCACCAUCUCCAGCAUCAGGAAGUUCAUCACCAGCCACUUUGUCCUGCAGAGACGCUGGGAUAUGAUGCCUGAAGCGUGGAAGGACAGGCCCAUGCUGCAGCUCCGAGGUCAGAUGAUCUGGAUGCCCUCUCUGCACUGCAUGUUCUAUCAAGCUUCUCCUCUGCUGAGAAGCCUUCAGGAGCUGGAGGAGGGGGACAUGCACCUGUCUGACAUCGCACCGCAUGACAUCACCCGCGACCUCAUCCUGCUCAAUCAGCAGCGGCUGGCUGAACUGGAGCUGUCCAAUCAGCUGGAGCUCCGCUUCCUGUCUCAGCACCUGGAGGAGGAGAGGAAGAAGACAGACAACUUGCUGUAUGCCAUGCUGCCCAAGCAUGUAGCCAACCAGCUAAAGGAGGGCAAGACUGUGGAAGCAGGAGAAUUUAAAGAGUGCACCAUACUGUUCAGUGACGUGGUUAUGUUCACUAACAUCUGCUCCCUGUGUGAACCCAUCCAAAUUGUCCUCAUGCUGAACUCCAUGUACCUGCGAUUCGACCGGCUCAUGACUGUGCACAAUGUUUACAAGGUUGAGACCAUAGGGGACGCCUAUAUGGUGGUAGGUGGGGUGCCCAUACCUGUCUCCACGCAUGCUGAGAGGGUGGCCAACUUUGCCCUGGGCAUGAUUUUGGCCACUAGGGAGGUCAUUAGCCCUGUGACAGGAGGACCCAUUCAGAUCCGAGUGGGUCUCCACAGUGGUCCUGUGCUGGCAGGUGUUGUCGGGGAGAAGAUGCCUCGCUACUGUCUAUUCGGAGACACAAUCAACACUGCAUCUCGCAUGGAGAGUCACGGCCUCCCCGACAAGAUCCAUUUGAGCCCAACCGUCUACCAGGCUUUGAAGAAUAAAAGCUUUGUCAUCCAGAAGCGAGGGGAGAUCGAGGUGAAGGGGAAGGGCAGAAUGACCACUUACUUUCUUGAGAGGAACGGGGGGGGGGGGGGGCAGCAGAUUAUGGGUGUUUCAGAUCUACAGACUGGGGCCAGACAGCAGGAUGGUCAGAUGAGCUGCCAGCCAGGUCUCCACAGACCAGCUUCCCAGAGGCAGCGCAGGGAUGACCUCUGCUUGAUCCCCAUGAAAUAUGGAGACAGCCUGAGCAAAUCCCUGCCCUCCUCACAUACAUCUGAUCCCCAGACCGGCCCAGCCAUGAAGCCCCGGGACUCAGAGAGCUACGGAAGCCUGCACACUGAUGAUCAAUCAGGGGGUGGAGCUCCGGACACAGAGGAUCACCAGUGCCGUGGAAACCAACAAUCAAAGCAAACACACGGGAACCAGGUUCUGUGUGGUCCUAAACGACACCCCAGGCUGGGAGAGGAGUCCGGACAUCUGAUCCUCGCCGCAGAGGGCCCCGUGUCUCAUCACCGCUGA